GCCCCUGGGCGCGCCAUGCGCAGCACCACCCUACUGGCCCUGCUGGCACUGGUCCUGCUCUACCUGGUGUCCGGUGCCCUGGUGUUCCAGGCCCUGGAGCAGCCCCACGAGCAGCAGGCCCAGAGGGAGCUGGGGGAGGUCCGAGAGAAGUUCCUGAGGGCCCAUCCAUGCGUGAACGACCAGGACCUGGGGCUCUUCAUCAAGGAUGUGGCUGAUGCCCUGGGAGGGGGUGCGGACCCUGACAUCAACUCAACCAGUAACAGCAACCACUCAGCCUGGGACCUGGGCAGCGCCUUCUUUUUCUCAGGCACCAUCAUCACCACCAUCGGCUACGGCAACGCGGCCCUGCGCACAGAUGCCGGGCGCCUCUUCUGCAUCUUUUAUGCGCUGGUGGGGAUCCCGCUGUUCGGGAUCCUGCUGGCAGGGGUCGGGGACCGGCUGGGCUCCUCUCUGCGCCGCGGCAUCGGUCACAUCGAAGCCAUCUUCCUGAAGUGGCAUGUGCCACCGGGGCUGGUGCGAAUACUAUCGGCGGUGCUCUUCCUUCUGAUCGGCUGCCUGCUCUUUGUCCUCACACCCACGUUCGUGUUCUGCUACGUGGAGGGCUGGAGCAAGCUGGAGGCCAUCUACUUCGUCGUAGUGACGCUCACCACGGUGGGCUUCGGGGACUAUGUGGCUGGCGCCAGCCCCAACCAGAGCAAUGCAGCCUACCAGCCGCUGGUGUGGUUCUGGAUCCUGCUCGGCCUGGCCUACUUCGCCUCAGUACUCACCACCAUCGGGAACUGGCUGCGAGUAGUGUCCCGCCGCACUCGGGCAGAGAUGGGCGGCCUCACGGCGCAGGCCGCCAGCUGGACCGGCACGGUGACGGCGCGGGUGACCCAGCGAGUCGGGCCCACGGCACCACCGCCGCUGGAGAAGGAGCGGCCACUCCUGCCUCCGCCGCCGUGUCCGGCGCAGCCCGCCGGCAGGCCCCCAUCCCCGCUCCCCGUGAAGGCCGAGCCGCCCUCCCCGUCCUCCCCGCCCACGGCCUCGGCGCUGGAUUACCCCAGCGAGAACCUGGCCUUCAUCGACGAGUCCUCUGACACGCAGAGCGAGCGCGGCUGCGCGCUGCCCCGCGCGCCACGGGGUCGCCGCCGGCCCCCUAACCCUCCCCGGAAGCCCGCGCGGCCGCGGGGCCCCGGGCGCCCGCGGGAAAAAGGCGUGCCGGUGUAGGGGCGGGACCCCGGGCCCGGGCCUCUCAAAGGGUUUCGUUCUUGCG
Messenger RNA from Neomonachus schauinslandi (Hawaiian monk seal), 1255 nucleotides. RefSeq names its product potassium two pore domain channel subfamily K member 4 (gene KCNK4). Gene Ontology annotation, biological process: potassium ion transmembrane transport; stabilization of membrane potential. Gene Ontology annotation, cellular component: membrane. NCBI's taxonomy places the organism in Eukaryota, Metazoa, Chordata, Mammalia, Carnivora, Phocidae. The coding region runs from base 16 to 1209 and encodes 397 amino acids. The record is from RefSeq and is a predicted model, not a curated record. Gene Ontology annotation, molecular function: potassium ion leak channel activity. The transcript has 6 exons.